AUGUACAGCAGAGCCCCAGAUGGUGAGGGCGGGGGCGUCUCCUACGACUCCGAUUCUGAGGGCCGGCACGAACAAGACCAAGACGAAAACGACGACAACGACACCUCCGUCCCGGGCUUGUCGCCGUCUUCAGCAGUGGGCGUGACACCCGGCUUUCUCCACGAAGGAUUACUCCCGCCUCCGGAUUGCCUGUAUGAAAUGUCGCAGCUGUAUCGGCGACACUGCCAUCGCCAACCUCUGUGGCUGUUUGACGACGCCGAGCUUGCAUCACUACCGCAACAGCCGGAAGAGCUGGUGCUGUCGAUCCUGGCCCUGACCACUCGCUUUUCAGAAAGCCCGUAUUUCGAACGAGACAGAGACCGCGGUCGGGACCACGACCGGCUCGAGAUGUCACAGCGCUUCAGCGACGCCGCGCGCAAUCGAGUCAUGCUCAAGAUUGCCAACGCGGCGGUCAAGUUCAGCACCAUUCAGAGUCUGUGUCUUCUCAGCUGGGUGAGUUUUGCAGCGCGAGACACGUCCGUCGCAUCGCUAUACCUCAAUCUUGCCCGGGAUCUGUUGCGGUCUGCCGGGCUGGAUCUGCGCCGGUCCGAGACACAAUCGCAAGUACAAGCACAAGCACAAUCACAGGCCAGUCCGGCCGACCAGGCGGGCAAACGGCUCUUCUGGAGCAUCUACAUCCUGGACCAACUGUACGGCGCACACAGCAACCGGACCAUCACCAUGAAGGGCGGGCUGGAAAAUCUCCGCUACUGUGUGAGUGUGGGCGACCAUGCGCGACGCGCAUUGGCCCUGGAACCGCCUGUGGUGCCGGAGGAGGCAACAUAUCAUGGGUACGGGGAUGGGGAUGGGGAUGGGGGUGGGAAUGGGUCUAGCAGCAAAGAUCAAGGCGCCACCACCACCACCACCACCAAAGAUCAAGGCAUCUGGAACUACACGGUCUGUCUCAGCGCGUACUGGAACGAGGUCCGGAACUACAUCCUGCUGUGUGCGUCGGACACGGAACGGGCGCCCUGGGCGCCGGAGUCAUACUACACGCUGAUCGUGUCGUACAUGCACGAGCUGGAGACGCAGAUCCCGCAGCCUCACCGGUGGGACUACAAGCGGUUCAUGGCCUGGUCGGCCGAGGCGCUGGAGCGCGAGCGGCCGUACUGGGCGCCCUGGCUGUUCUUCCAGUUCGGCUACCACGCCAUCUACGCGGUCAUCAAUCACCCGUUCCUGCUCACGUCGCGGUCGCAGCCGCUGAAGCUGAAGAUGCCCAACACCUUCUGGCGGUCGUCGUCCGAGUCGGUCCUGCUGCAUUCCACCUGGAUCACCCGCCUCAUCACCAUGGCGCGCGACAAGCACUUCGACCUGUUCGACCCGUUUUUGGGCUACGCCGCCGGCGUCGCCGCGAGCGUCCAGCUCUUCUACUGCUGUUCGCAGAACGACGAGCUGCGCCGCUCGGCCCGGGACAACCUCGAGAAAUGCAAGGCCUUUGUGGAGCGUCAGGCUCAAGUGUGGCCGUGGUGUGGGAGGAUUAAACAGAAUCUCGACAAUCUCAUCCACACCGCGUUCGGCAGCACAUGUCUGCCCUCCCCUGCCCAGGGCCAGACCAUCUGCAUCGACACCACCGCCAUGCUGGAAAUCCUCGACUACAGCCGUCCCCGCACCGCCGGGCCCGAUCCUGAAUGUCCCGGCCGCGGCCUGUUCGACGGGAGUCUGCUGCUCCGCCACGACCGCGCCGGCAGCCAAGUCGCCACCAUUGACAUAUCCGAGGAGCUGAGUGAAGCUGCCGGUCGGCCGGUGGCACCGCCGAUCUGGAGACCUGCCACCGUACCGGCAAGUCAGGGUGACGGGAGUGGUGGUGGUGGUGGCGGUGGUAUUGGAAGUCGGAGUGGCAACGGUGCUCAAACCCAUACUCAUACCCAACCCCAAAGCCGACACGAUCUCGAUCGGCCUCUGUCUUUACCCACGCCGAGCGAUGCGCCUUCGACCACGGCUACUACCGCCACGGUCACCACCCCCGGCGAGCCGCUCCAUGACACUGAGGUGUUUUCCCUGCCUGCGGAUAACUUUAGCGAGGCGUUGCUGCAGGAUAUUUUCCAUCAAGACCUGCAGUGGUGGGAUAUGGGGAAUUAA
Molecule: messenger RNA, 2118 nt
Organism: Capronia epimyces CBS 606.96
Lineage: Eukaryota; Fungi; Ascomycota; Eurotiomycetes; Chaetothyriales; Herpotrichiellaceae
Exons: 4
Coding region: 1-2118 (705 amino acids)
Biological process (GO): DNA-templated transcription
Cellular component (GO): nucleus
Molecular function (GO): DNA binding; zinc ion binding
Source: RefSeq, a predicted model, not a curated record